AUGCGCUUUUCGACUAUUGUGUUAGGCCUCUUGGCCACCGUCGGCCUGGUGGCUGCCAGCCCUGUCGCUGUCGAGGCCCGCGCUGCUGACGGCAAGCUCGCGUUCCUGCGCGACCAACCUCUUCUGACGUUCAAGUACUCGACUCCGUCCCCCAAGUCAAAGAACUGGGUCGGUAUCUACCCCGCCUCCGGUGGCGGUCCGGACAAGGAGGUGAUGGUGGACCCUUCUAUCACCUGGGCCUACGCUCCCAAUGCCGACAGCACCGUCAAGGUCCCAACCACUGGCCUCACAGCCGGCAAGCAGUACAAGGCCUACUACCUUGCCGACGACGGUUACAAGUGGCUUGCCGAGCCCGUGACCUUUUACAUGCCCACCGAGCCUCGUGCCUUGGACGGCAAAUUCGAGCUUCUUCCUGACCAGCCCCUCCUGACCUUCAAGUACUCGAUCCCUACGGCAAAUUCCAAGAACUGGAUUGGCAUCUACCCUGCUUCGGGUGGCGGCCCCGACCAGGAGAAGCAAGUGAACCCCUCCCUGACCUGGGCGUACACUCCCAAGACCGACGGCACGGUCCAGAUCGCUGCCUCGUCUCUCACCGGCGGCCAACAGUACAAGGCUUACUUCCUCGCCAAUGAUGGCUACAAAUGGCUGGCCGAGCCAAUCCUCUUCUAUAUGCCAUCCCCCGAUGUCCCAUUCGAGUUCAUCGUCACCAAGUUCACUCUUCAGAACGCCCGUGUCGGUGAAGACUUCAGUGUUACCAUUGCCGGCCUACUCAACGGCGUCACAGAUCCGUCCACAGUGAGCUUUGAAAAGGUCUCCGGUGAUGCCUGGGUCGGGGUGUCUUCCACGGGCGGCAUCAUUUCCGGCAAGCCCACUGCCGCAGGCAAGGUCCAGGCCACUAUCAAGGCCACCCUCGCUGGCAAGGGGUCGAGCACACUGGAAGUUACUAUCCCAGUCCGCCGCGCCGACCAGGUGCUCGUAUCUUCUCUCAACGUCCUGACCUACAAUCUAUGGCACGGCGGUACUCAGGUAAAUGACUACCACCGCAAGCAAGUUCGCUUCCUCGCUGGUGGCAACUUCGAUAUUAUCGGUUUCCAAGAGUCUACUGGAGACCAUGCCAACCGUCUGGCAAAGGCUCUUGGCUGGUAUGUCUAUCAAGGCCAGGACGUCGGCACCAUCAGCCGCUACCCUAUCGUCGAGACCUACACCAUUCCCGGCAGCUACAGCCUGGGUGUGCGCAUCGCUCUCGAUGGCCAGAAGCAGCAGGUGAACGUCUGGAACCAGCACCUGGGCUACGAUCCGUACGGACCUUACGACUUCUGCUUUUCCAAGAUGACUGUGGAGCAGACUCUAGCGCGCGAGGCCCAGUCCGGACGCACUCCUCAGAUUCGCAAGUCUUUGGAGCUCAUGAAGUCUAAUCUUGACAACGCCAACAGCGUCCCCGUCAUCCUCCUCGGCGACUUCAACGCGCCGUCCCACCUGGACUACACAGAGGCCACUCGGGACACCCACUGCGGCUACGCCAACGUGCCCUGGCCCACCUCCGUCGAGCCCACCAACGCCGGCAUGAUCGACUCGUACCGAGUCAUCCACCCGGAUCCACUCGCCGUCCCCGGCAUCACCUGGUCGCCAAUCUACUUGGACAACAACGGCAGGAAGGAGCCCAUGGAUCGCAUCGACUUCAUUUACCACAAGGGCAACAUGACCGUCGUUGAUUCCAACACACUCAUAGUUGGCAGUCCCACCCCGGAGCCUAAUCAUAAGAAUAACGACUGGACUUCUGAUCACGCCAGCGUUCACACCGUCUUCCAGCUUCCUGUUGCCAAUGGACAGCUCUGCAAGCCUCGCAAGCCUUAG
Molecule: messenger RNA, 1854 nt
Organism: Thyridium curvatum
Lineage: Eukaryota; Fungi; Ascomycota; Sordariomycetes; Thyridiales; Thyridiaceae
Exons: 1
Coding region: 1-1854 (617 amino acids)
Molecular function (GO): catalytic activity
Source: RefSeq, a predicted model, not a curated record